Messenger RNA from Schizophyllum commune H4-8, 842 nucleotides. RefSeq lists its product as uncharacterized. The transcript has 4 exons. Bases 92 to 748 code for a protein of 218 amino acids. NCBI's taxonomy places the organism in Eukaryota, Fungi, Basidiomycota, Agaricomycetes, Agaricales, Schizophyllaceae. The record is from RefSeq and is a predicted model, not a curated record.
CAACGCUGGUACGCGUAGGCUCUCACAAUUCACAAAUCAAGAUCUUCUCUUCGUCCAACCACCAUCUAAAGUUGCACCUCUUGGACGAGCAAUGGCAGACCCGGUCGCAGCCCAGUCGGGCUUUCUGAAGAUGUACAUGUCAAACCACCCGGACACGCUCGUGGCGUACGCGAAGUGGUUUGGCAAGGUGCAGGAGCCCAUUGAGAAGGCGGAGAUGAGCGACAUAAAUACACAGAGCAUGACCCUGCUAUGCAAGAUGAAGUCGGGGGAGUUGCGCUCGGUGCGCGUGCCGAUCGACCCACCACUGGCGGGGUACCAUGAUGUGAAGCCGCGGCUGCUGGAGAUGAAGUCUAUUGCGCAGGAGAACCUGGGCAUGAUCAAGACACCCCGUCUGACCAAGUUCUACGUCCCCUUGACGAACUUCGCUAUCGGCACCCUCGUCGCUCUCAUCCCCACCAUUUCUGGUGCAUUCAUGCCGCCAGGUAGCACGUCUCCGCUGGCGCUGCCCGGGCAAUGGUUGCAGGGCUUCUUGGGACAGGGAUUGCUGCGGCUGGCAUUGGGGAUAUGCGCGGGGAUACACGCUUUGGAGUCGAUAUAUGCGUUCACGCUGUGUCGCAAACACCAGACGCCGUUCUUGGUUGGCGCUGCGUACAUCGCGUCAAAUUUCGUGUUGGGAUACCCCGUGCUGGCAAGCAUGCGCCAGCAGAUCCAGGAGGCACGAAUCAACUCUGUGAUGAAGGUCGAGUAGACGUAUAUACUUGUGGGUGCGUGUGGGUGCUCCGGGACAAAGUUACGGAUCAAGCCGAGCGAGGGCCGGAAUUCGAGAAGUUUGCGGGCUGUUU